AUGGGAAGCCGGUGUCAGGAAGUUUAUGUAGCCGUAGGAACAGACGUCUUAGAAGGCGCCUAUACUCUCCAGUGGACUCUCCACAACAAACCAGCUGACUCUCUAAUUUUACUCCAUGUUCAGCUUCCGAUUACAACCAUUCCAUCGCCCGUUGGGAAUAUCCCUGUUAACCGAGUAUCUAUUAGUAUGGUGAACGAGCACAAGGAGGGUGAAGAGAAAAAGUUAAAGGAUUGUAUGGAACUUUACAAGCAAUUUUGCUCCCGAUCCAAGGUAGAAGCAAGGCCUUUGAUAGUUGAGAGGGCUGAUGUUUCCAGGGGAAUUGUCGAAAUGGUUUUAGAGCUGGGCAUCAGGAAGCUUAUCAUGGGCACAUCGUUACCAGGCAGUGCAAAAUCCAAGAAAAAGAUGCAAGUAACAGGCAAAGCAGGUUACGUCCUAAGUCACGCGAUCAACUCUUGCGAAAUAUCGAUCGUUUGUAAAGGAACACUUGUAGCAGCAAGGGAAGGAUCUGUAACGGAUAAUGAGGAUUUUGCUCGAUCGUUUUCAUUGCAGCCAAAGCUUCAACCAGAUUUGGCCACCUCCGUUAAAACUCCGGGGAAUCUUUCAGCUGCGGGAGAAGAGAACCAGUCUCGUUUCGAAGCAUCGAUGGAUAUAACGCCUGUGAUUAGUGAACUCUUUUCUAGUAUACAAGUGGAAGAAAAUCGACAAAUUGAUGGAGAUGAAACUCAUAACAAUGUCCAACUCAGGGAGGCGUUGGAAGUGGCGGAGAAUAUAAGGAGAGAAAUGCACAGAGAGACCGUAAGGCGUCAGAAUUCAGAGAGAGAAGUAGAAAAAGAGACCGUUAGACGUAAGAAUGCAGAGAGAGAACUCAAAAAGGAGAUCGUAAGACGUAAGAAUGCAGAGAGAGAAGUGGAAAAAGAGACGUUAAGAGCCAGUGAAACUGGCCUAGAGGACGCGAAAUCGGUCUCAAAAAUGAAAGAAGAGAAUUGCCAAGAGUUAACGAGGCGGCUAAAAGAAGUGGAAGAGGAACUUCAAGCAAUGAUCGACAAGGGGAUUUCACUGGCCACAGAAGUUGCGGAAUUCUCACAUGAACAUGAUCAAGCUGUCCAGGAGCUCGAAGCCGCAGAACAGAAGCUCAUGGUGGUGGAGAUGCAAAAUUACCACAUUUUGAAAGAAAAGGAGGAAGAAAUUAAACAGCUUCAAGAGCUGUUGCAUUCUACGUCUCGCCUCGAAACCCCCUCUUCCUCCUCAAAUAACCUUGAAUUCCGUGAAUAUUCAUUGGAAGACAUUAAAGCCGCUACUGGGAACUUCUGCAACCAUACCAAACUUGGAGGCGGCGGCUACGGAACCGUUUACAAAGGCCAAAUUGGACAAGCAACGGUUGCCGUGAAAAUGGUCUGUAAGGACAGUUUGCAGGGCCGCCAGGAGUUCCAACGUGAGAUCGAUAUUUUAAGAGACAUUCGGCAUCCCAAUUUGGUGACAGUCGUAGGAGCGUGUUUCGAGCAUGGUUGUAUACUUUAUGAAUAUAUGACUAACGGAAGCCAAGCUGAUCGUCUGAGCUGCAAAGACGCCACUCCGCCGCUACCCUGGCACACCAGAAUUCGCAUUGGUGCGGAAAUUUGCUCCGGUUUACAAUACUUACACAGUUUAAAGCCAGAUCCAAUAGUCCACCACGAUCUGAAGCCCGAAAAUAUACUCCUCGACAAGAAUCAUGUAGGCAAAAUCGGCGACUUCGCCCAAGCUCGUCGUCUAUCACGAGAUGUGCAGAAAGAAUCAGAGCUAAAAGGCACAUAUUUGUAUAUGGAUCCUGAAUACCAGAGUAACGGCGAGUACACUACCAAAUCCGAGGUUUACAGCUUCGGAAUGAUUUUACUUCAGCUUCUCACGGGGAAAGCGGAGUUAGGACUGGUAAAGGAGGUUGAAAGUGCGCUAGAAAAUUCAAAAUUGGAUGAGGUUUUGGAUCCUUCAGCCGGUGAAUGGCCAUUCCCGCUGGCUACUCAACUGGCUUAUCUUGCUUUACAUUGCACGGAAGCAGUAAGAAAGAAUAGACCGGACAUUCAGCCAAGUGUGAUGCAAAUGCUGGAUAAACUUCGACAUUUUACAGUCGUUCCCCCUGAGAUCAGCAGAACUGGCAACGCUGAAGAAACACAUGUUCCGGGCUUCUUCUUCUGUCCAAUAUCAAUGACUAUUAUGCGAGAUCCUUGUGUUGCCGCAGACGGCUUCACAUACGAAAGGGAGGCAAUUAAAGAGUGGAUCGAUCGUGGAAACAGCACAUCGCCCAUGACAAAUAAAAAGCUUGAGCAAAAGGAUCUGAUCGCUAACCAUUCUUUGAGAUCAGCCAUUCGACAUUGGCAAGAAAGAGGAAAUCUCCUGGUUAGAGGGUUUGAAGGAGAAGCAUUUAAAUUGUUGAAGUUUGUUCUUGAUCGCUUUGUGCUAAUUGAAUUUUGCAAGCAACUUUCUCAUAUUGACAAGAAAACUUUGGCUAGACAAGAUUCAGGCAUCUCUUUCCUGGUUGAGUUGGGUUACCAUAUUUGUCAUUCUGUCUCAGAUGCCUUGAACUUGGAAGUUGAUUUCAAGAAGCUGAAUCUUCAACACUAUGUUACUCGACCAAAUUUUGAUAGCAAAGGUUAUUCUCAUGCACAUUUAUCUCUUAAAGAUAAUUUCACACAUGUUUCAAAGCUUGAAGAAUUUUGGGAGGAUUGUGGAGAUGAAUUUGAAGUUAGACGAAGAACAUUCUCUAGAUUCAUGGUAGAACAAAUUAUUUCUUUCCAGCUCAAAAUGAAUAUAAUAGGAAUUAUGGAUGAGGGAGAAUAUUUGAUUGACCCACAAUAUGCAGAAAAAGUACAGGGCUCUCCAAUCCCUGAGAUAAAGUGGGAUAAGAAAGCAGAAGACCAGAUUUAG
Cryptomeria japonica (Japanese cedar) is the source of this 2898-nucleotide messenger RNA. RefSeq names its product U-box domain-containing protein 33-like. Gene Ontology annotation, biological process: protein phosphorylation; protein ubiquitination. Gene Ontology annotation, molecular function: ubiquitin-protein transferase activity; ATP binding; protein kinase activity. Bases 1 to 2898 code for a protein of 965 amino acids. The transcript has 10 exons. The record is from RefSeq and is a predicted model, not a curated record. NCBI's taxonomy places the organism in Eukaryota, Viridiplantae, Streptophyta, Pinopsida, Cupressales, Cupressaceae.